AUGCACGUCGACCAAGACAUAUUCAACACGUCGCACGCGGAGCUAUCCCUUGGGGGGUUGGAUAACUCUGAAUUCUGUGAAGUCCUGCGCCGUGCUACUACGUGGUGGUUCAGUUGGUCCCUCAAAUCUGGUCGCAUCAUCGUGCGGUUUCACCUCACGGACAUGAGGUUCCUGUAUCUACGGAACCCCAGAGCAGCCGCCAUGUUUCACUCGCAAUACCGAGCUCCAAUCACUUGGGACGACGUGCCACAGAUUCGUGACGGCCAAUCAUCCUUGUACACCGCCCCCGUUGUGCAAGAAGAGGACCCACCACUGUCCUCUGUCAACACUCAUCACUACCAUCCACUUGCGAGGCUACGGUCGUCGACCACCCAUCGGCGCUACCCAGGCUCAUCGACCUUCUUCCAGCGCCCGUCACCACAGCUUUUGAACAAGGGGCCCAACGCCCAUCAUCUUCGACCGAACGGCAAGACGACUCACAUGUUCCUCGAUGAAGUGACUUACCCCCCUUCCCACGUGGCAAAUCAAGCUGUCCUUCGACCUAACUUUGGCUCGACUUUAUGCGCCUUCACGCUCCGCGCAGCUAACUCUUGUAUCAUGUCUCAAGAGGAUCUAACCCAUUCUCUCCGAGCCCCAGUCCGGGUCGUCUUCUGCCGUUUACGCGCAUACAUUUCGGAGUAUCGAUUCCCUUUCGCAGCUUUGUCAUGGAUACACGCUGGAGCAGCUCCCCUCAAACUUCCUAUACGCGAACUGCUCCACCUCACCCACUACCUGCACCUCAACACACCUCAAAACCUCGCUCAUCACCCUCAACGUCCCAACCCUCUACGUCCACUCCUUGUCAUUGUCGCCUUCUGCUAA
Messenger RNA from Laccaria bicolor S238N-H82, 861 nucleotides. RefSeq lists its product as uncharacterized. The transcript is spliced from 6 exons. Lineage: Eukaryota; Fungi; Basidiomycota; Agaricomycetes; Agaricales; Hydnangiaceae. The record is from RefSeq and is a predicted model, not a curated record. The coding region runs from base 1 to 861 and encodes 286 amino acids.